Trichoderma virens Gv29-8 is the source of this 681-nucleotide messenger RNA. RefSeq lists its product as uncharacterized. The record is from RefSeq and is a predicted model, not a curated record. The transcript is spliced from 3 exons. NCBI's taxonomy places the organism in Eukaryota, Fungi, Ascomycota, Sordariomycetes, Hypocreales, Hypocreaceae. Bases 1 to 681 code for a protein of 226 amino acids.
AUGCCUUGGACGGCCUUCGGUGAUGCAGCAUGGCUGUUCUGUCUCCUGAUCUGUAGAUAUGGACCAAUGUCUUUUGUCUGGCGUCCAUGCAAGCUGGCCCGUAGCGAAUCCUUCCUUGGUGUUUGUCAGGCAUCAAACGCGAUAGCCCCCGUAUUAGACCACUCUCCGUCUUGUCUCAGGCUGAUAUACUACGGAGGCACUAUCACAACAUCCACGGUCCUGUCCUGCCAUCAGCCCGAGUCCCUGCAUGAAAAACCAGAAAACGAGACGCGUUGCAAUGCACCAUGGCGUUCUCGUACAGCGCAACCAGACGAGCGCCCAAUCGACUUGCGAAGCCAGACUUUGUUUGCUUUGCUAGCGCCUCGCUCAUAUGCGUGCGGUUACACCAUGGCUUUGACGCCGCUCGCUCAUUCGCUCCAGGCUCAGCCUCGCUUGGAGGGCGGGACGAUCGGUAGUAUUCCGCCGACCGACGAAGAUCAGGACGGCUCCGAGGAGAAAGAAUUGCAGAAAAGAGACGAGACGAGAAGACUGGAGACAAGACUGACGGAUGGACAGGCCAGCAGUCGCGAGCUUGAUCCAGCACAGCAGCGGCAUGUUGCCAUCUUCAUGUAUGCUCUGACAACCCCUAAACCCCCUCUGUGGUCUGUGGUAAUCCCAAACACAUUGAUCACUUUUUCUUAA